Molecule: messenger RNA, 1625 nt
Organism: Apodemus sylvaticus (European woodmouse)
Lineage: Eukaryota; Metazoa; Chordata; Mammalia; Rodentia; Muridae
Gene: C9
Product: complement C9
Exons: 10
Coding region: 16-1551 (511 amino acids)
Biological process (GO): immune response
Cellular component (GO): membrane attack complex
Molecular function (GO): protein binding
Source: RefSeq, a predicted model, not a curated record
CCGAUAGACUGCAGAAUGAGUCCAUGGAGCAAGUGGUCAGAGUGUGAUCCUUGCCUCAAACAAAGGUUUCGCUCAAGAAGCAUUGUAGCCUUCGGACAGUUUCAUGGGAAAAGCUGUGUUGAUGCUUUGGGAGACAGACAACAUUGUGAACCCACCCAGGAGUGUGAAGAGGUACAGGAAAACUGUGGGACUGACUUUCAGUGUGAAACAGGCAGAUGCAUAAAGAAAAAAUUUCUGUGUAAUGGUGACAACGACUGUGGAGAUUUUUCCGAUGAGAUUGACUGUGACAGUGACCCACGCCUCCCGUGCCGUGACCGAGUGGUGGAAGAGUCUGAGCUGGGACGAACAGCAGGCUUUGGGAUCAACAUCUUAGGGAUGGAUCCCCUGAGCACACCCUUUGACAAUGAGUUCUACAACGGACUCUGUGACCGGAUACGGGACGGAAACACUUUGACAUACUAUCGCAAACCUUGGAACGUAGCUUUUCUGGCCUACGAAACAAAGGCUGAUAAAAAUUUCAGAACUGAGAAUUAUGAAGAACAGAUCGAAAUUUUCAAAAACAUCAUCAGAGAGAGAACCUCGACAUUUAAUGCAAAUUUAGCCCUAAAAUUUUCAAUCACCGAAGCACCUGUAAAAGGAGUUGAUGCAGUCUUCCCAGAAAAAAACUCUUCUUCGAUACCUAAAGACUCUUCAGCUAAGUUUCAAUUUUCAUAUUUCAACAAAGAAAAUUUUCAACGAUUGUCAUCUUAUUUUUCACAGACGAAAAAGACAUUUCUGCAUGUGAGAGGAGUGGUCCAACUAGGGAGAUUUGUGAUGAGGAAUCGGGGUGUUGUGCUGACGACAACUUUCCUGGAUGAUGUAAAAGCUUUACCAACAUCCUAUGAAAAGGGAGAAUAUUUUGGAUUUUUGGAAACCUAUGGGACUCACUACAGUAGCUCUGGGUCCCUGGGAGGACUCUACGAACUGAUCUAUGUCUUGGAUAAAGCGUCCAUGAAAGAGCACGGUGUUGACCUGAAUGACGUAAAGCGGUGUCUUGGGUUUGGCCUGGAUGUUUCUCUGCAUACUCCUCUAUUUACCACCUUAGAGGGACCAUCACUCUCAGCAGGUGUUAAUAACAGUAAUUGCAUAAAGACAGGUGGUGGGAAAAGUGUAAACAUCACCCGUGAUAACAUCAUAGAUGAUGUUAUUUCAUUCAUACGAGGAGGGACCAGGAAGCAAGCGAUCCAGCUGAAAGAGAAGCUUCUCAGAGAAGCCAAGAGGAUCGACGUGGUUGACGUCGUCAACUGGGCCUCGUCCUUGGUUGACGCUCCAGCUCUCAUUAGUCAAAAACUGUCCCCUAUAUAUAAUCUCAUUCCUUUGAAAAUAAAAGAUUCAUACACAAAGAAGCAAAAUUUGGAAAAGGCUGUUGAAGAGUAUAUGGAGGAAUUCAGUGCUAAAAAGUGCCACCCAUGUCAAAACGGAGGUACAGCAAUUCUUCUGGAUGGACAGUGCCUGUGCUCCUGCCCAAUCACAUUUAAGGGGAUCGCCUGCGAAAUCAGAAAUCAAAGAUAGCCUUCAGGAAAGAAAGCAAACCCUGGUUCACAUGGAAGGGAGAAUAAAGGACAAAAAAAAAAAAAAAAAAAGAA